CGCGCCCUGCAUGCAAAUGAGAUCAAUGCCGACCGCGGCGUGAGCCGCCUGCUCUGGCAACGCCGCGAUUGGCCGCGGCCCGGCGCCCAAUGAGGAAGCACGGAGAAAGAUCUCGCGAGAACGAGCGGGCGCUGGGCCGGGGCGGAAGCGGCGGCUGCCGGGCGGGGAAGAGGAGGAGGAGGAGGAAAAGGAGGAGGAGAAGGAGGGAGGAGGCGGCGGCGGCGGCCGCGCGAAGGAUGUUGCGGCUGCGCUGCAAGGCCCGGAGCGGCACCCAGCCGCUGCCCGGCCUCACGGCACACUCCCGCCUCUGCGACAUGCAGGCCGCCCUGGCCACCCUCACCGGCGUCCCCGCCGCGGCCCAGAGGCUGCUCCUCGGCUUCCCUCCGCGGAGCCUGGACCUCAGCGACGGCGAGAGGCGGCUGGGCGAGCUGGGCAUCCACUCGGGGGACACGCUCAUCGUGGAGGAGGACACGUCCAAGCCCAGCGCUGGCUCUCCAGUCAUGGCCAAGCGGACGAUGGCGGUGAGGGAAGCGGUGCCCGUGCUGGCCAGGAGGGUGGUGCCGGCCGAUAACUCGUGUCUGUUCACCAGCGUGUACUACGUGGUGGAGGGCGGCGUGUACGACCCCGGCUGCGCUCCGGAGAUGCGCAGCCUCAUCGCGCAGAUCGUAGCGAGCGACCCCGAGGCGUACUGCGAGGCGGUGCUGGGGAAAACCAACAGGGAGUACUGCGACUGGAUCCGGAGAGAGGAAACCUGGGGGGGAGCCAUCGAGGUUUCCAUUUUAUCCAAAUUUUACCAGUGUGAAAUCUGUGUGGUGGACACACAGACGGUCAGAAUCGAUCGUUUCGGGGAAGAUGCCGGGUACACCAAGCGGGUCCUUUUGAUCUAUGAUGGGAUUCAUUACGAUCCGCUCGAGCGUAAAAUCCCCGACUCGGACGUUCCUCCCCAGACCAUUUUCUCUACCACUGAUGAUGUUGUUCUCGCACAAGCCUUGGAGCUAGCAGAUGAAGCCAGACGGAAGAGGCAGUUCACCGACGUGAAUCGCUUCACGCUGAGGUGCAUGGUGUGCCAGAAGGGACUGACGGGACAAGUGGAAGCCAGAGAACACGCCAAGGAGACGGGACACACCAACUUCGGGGAAGUGUGACGCCUGCAUGAGGAUGGUUACAUCUACUACCUCACUCAUCCGGAAUAAAAUUCUGGAUUUCCAGAUAAGCUGUAUGUAAUCACAAAAUUCCGUUCACAGAGCUUGAAAAGCGUAUUAACUUAAUGAUGGCCAAGAGGCACAGGUUUGGUGUGGUUAGUGACUUUUCCAGCUGAUUUGAAAUAGGUAUCUUCUCGCAUGCUGAUUUAGAGUAAUUUGGCAGGUGAUGUAUACUGGCAGCUAAAACCUGAGUUCUGAAAUAAUCUUCUCUUGGAGUGUGUGCUCUGAGUGGCCAUACAAAACCAGGCUCGUUCAACACUAGUGUAAAAAGCGAGCCUCUAAAUUACUGAAUUAAUCUCUCUGUAUUAUGUUUUCAGGGUAAUUAAAUUAAUCUAAGGGUUUAGGAAGCGUAUGUAUCGGCACUAUUUAUACUGAAAAAUAGACUCUGCGCAUACAAGCAGCCCUUCCAGGGGAAACUGCUCGUGGGAUGCACAGUUUUUAGUGGAAAGAGCCUCCCUAAAGCUGCCCUACACUAUGUUACUAUCAGAAGUAGAAUGUAUUGUGUGUGUGAAGUCACGGCUUUAGAGAAAGAAGUGGCCUUUAAGCUUUAAGAUAGCCUUCUUAAAAUUAACGAGUAGAUGGUUAAGUGUUGAAUAAACUUAUUAAUCCUCCAUAGGUAGUUUUUAGUUGCUUGAAAAAUAACUAUCAGCCCCUUGGUGUUUACACUGCAUCAGAACAUAGGCAUGUUUCUUGAAAUACUUGGAUUCUUCUUUACCAUAUCUCAAAUUCUGGCAAGAGGGAAGUACAGUAGUUAGGGAAGUAUCUUAAUUUGCAUCUGUUAAAUACAUUGGCAUGGUCUUUAUUUGGCUGUAGCUGAUUUCAUGGCCACAGUGUUACGAAACUGUAGCAGAUUCCAAAUACUGUAAAUUAGCACUUUAAGGUAUAGUUCUCAGUUUUUGCUGGUAAGAAGUCUUACCCUUUUUAGGAGGACAGAGUAGUAAUCCAGAAGGGAGGCUCAAGGUUUCUUCAUCUGCAUUCUGCCUUAACGUGUUUGAUUUGUCACCGAUGACUGUUCAGGAGCAAGACUUUAAUUCAGAUAAUGAAGGAUGCAGUUGAAUUGUCAGAACAAGACAAGCUGGGUCAAGUGCCCUACUUCUCAUACUGCUCAGAAUCAGGGAAGGUGGAAUUGGUUUCGUCAAUCUUACCUCACAGCAAGGUUGUGAGCUUAACAGUAAGUGCUUUGAGGUCUUUUAAAAGGUGCUGUAAAAGUGCAUAGUACUGAAGGGGAUUUAUUUUUUCCUUUGUAAUGCCUGUAAUACACAUUUGCUUUAAGGGAUUUUAAAAUAUUUGUAGCCUUCUAUUCUUCUGUCGCUCUGUUUCGAGUUACCUCUCUUGCUCUUCCACAAAUGGAGAGCAGGAACGUGCAUCUUCAGUUUGAGGCAGAAACAAACCCACUUUCCACACGGAAUCAAUCUUAGGUUUAAAGGCCUCUGUUCAUUGAGGCACAUAGCUAAACUCCUGGUGCAGAAAAAGUUGUUUUCUGUAAGCAGCAAAUUUCACUGAAGUUCUCAGCUGAGCUUCCCGGUUGGACCUUGAAAUACUGAGGGGAUCUCACAGCAAAUGGAGAGUAAUUGCGUGAAUGCUUUUCUAAAUUGAGUCAAGAAUAAAUUAAGGCUAAGGAAUAGAAUUGCCAAAAGCACUGUGGACCAGUUUUCUUUUUAUUUCAGUAUUAAAAUACGCGUUCACACUGUUGGGAGUUUCCAAGAGAAAACCACUUAGCUUCCAGUGUUAAACCACACUUUGCUUUCCGUCUAUCAUGAGGAAAAAACACAAAUCAUUGCCAACAGCCCUCUAGAAGCUGAUGCUUAAGAACCUAAAGAACUUGAAGAUUACACUGUUACGACGACUUGAGACAAAAAUGCUGUCUAGGGAUGAGACCAAGAGACUAUCGACCCUAAAUGGUGUUCUCAGCUUUCACACUGAAGAGGUGGGGUGCCUCGGACACGGAGCUGUUCCUCACCAUUUGCCAUCUGUUACACGGACAGAAUACCUACCUCAGAGAGGUGUACUUUGGGUGUCUUUGAAACAAUAGUGCUGUAGAAGUGGAAGAUACGUCUUUAUCGUCUGCCACGUUUGCAGCGGCGUCGACUUUUGGGAGCAACACUUGGAUUUUCGGCUUUGUAUCUUGGAGGGAUUUCUGAAAGCGUGUCAAAAUAUUUUUUUUUUGCGGGGGGGGUUAUUUCUCAGUGGCAGUAUUUUUAAGUUUAAAAUUAGCUUUGAUUUAAUCUGGAGUGUUUAGCUUUGUUUUAUCAUGUUUGAGUAGCAAAUCCACUAACAGAGCAGGAGUUCCGUGUGAGGGAGACGUGUCAGUGUCACCGCUUGGAUGUUUUAUUUAGUUGCCUAGGAAAUAAAAUCCCUUUGGUUUAAGAAACAUCAACGGAACUGCUGUAAUUCGUGUUUGUAAAGGUUGAUACUUUUACAUGCUGACAAACUGUUUCAAAGAGCAAUUAACUGGGGAUGUGGACCAAGCUGGAGAAGCUCCCGGUUCAAAACUCUUCUUUUUAAAAGGAUGGAACGUUGGGGGUUUUUUUAAUAUCUUUUUAGCAGCAUUUACUUGCCCUUAAUGACACAGCUAUGGAGGUACCACAAAGAUGGGAUCCUGGCACUAGGGGGAUGAAUUUCUAAGCGUCGCUAAUACGUUUGCACUGAACUGUUAUUAGUUACAGAUACUUUAGAAUAGGCGUGUUGUGGGCUCAGGUGGUGGCAGGGAGCCUGUACCCCUCCAGAAAGCCUGUAAGCUACGAGUGCGUGUCCUUACCAAUACCAAUACCACUUAUUCCCAUACAGAUUUAAAUUAAACACAGAUUUCCUCGCUGAACGCUUUGGCACAGAGGUCAGCAGUUAAACAGGCCCUGGAAACUGAAACUCUCACUUCAGAGGUGGGCUUGGUAGAAGCUGUGUUGUUCAUCUUGGGUUCCUUGCCUGUACAGUUCCGGAUCUUGGAUUGAGUGAAGAGCUUUGGUUUCCUGGUGCCCACCUGGCCACUUCACCAGCACUGAAUUCCUUCUUUCACUAAAGAAGAGCCUGACACCCGAAUCACACGGCCUUUCACAAACACUUUGUGUUGUAGGAAGAGAUGCACAUCUCAUGGAUUUAACAGCACUUUAAAAGUUGGUCUGCGUUUACGCGUUCAGCAGAUGCCAAGCAAGGACUUUGCUAUGUCGGCAGCGUGCGUUCCCAUUGCAGCACAGCAAAUGGUGUUAGCAAGUGCUUCUCAAGUCUUAGUCACCACUGUACUACAAUGUUCCACUUCAUGUACCAUCAGUGCAGACCAUUUGGAAUGAUGCCUUUCCUUAAACACGUAGCUUGAAUGGCGAAAAUUGUCAAUGCACCAAUAAACGUGACUGAUGCAUGCA
Numida meleagris (helmeted guineafowl) is the source of this 4558-nucleotide messenger RNA. RefSeq names its product YOD1 deubiquitinase (gene YOD1). Gene Ontology annotation, cellular component: cytosol; nucleus. NCBI's taxonomy places the organism in Eukaryota, Metazoa, Chordata, Aves, Galliformes, Numididae. Gene Ontology annotation, biological process: endoplasmic reticulum unfolded protein response; protein deubiquitination. The record is from RefSeq and is a predicted model, not a curated record. Gene Ontology annotation, molecular function: cysteine-type deubiquitinase activity. The transcript has 2 exons. Bases 90 to 1145 code for a protein of 351 amino acids.